Messenger RNA from Alosa sapidissima (American shad), 2145 nucleotides. It is a transcript of the gene tspan3a, whose product is annotated as tetraspanin 3a. NCBI's taxonomy places the organism in Eukaryota, Metazoa, Chordata, Actinopteri, Clupeiformes, Clupeidae. Gene Ontology annotation, biological process: regulation of vascular endothelial growth factor signaling pathway; protein localization to plasma membrane; protein maturation. Gene Ontology annotation, cellular component: membrane. The coding region runs from base 155 to 916 and encodes 253 amino acids. The transcript has 7 exons. The record is from RefSeq and is a predicted model, not a curated record.
CUGGUUCAGCCGGUAGCAGUGGGCGUUUGGAUCAGAGACCAAGUGGAGUAGAGGCUGUCGGGGCAUGGGUUACAAUAGCCAGCAGCCAGCCAUUUUACAAUCCUAGCAGCAACGAACAUCUUUUCUGCUACAUCUUUGGAUAUCAUACAUAGCAAUGGGUCAAUGUGGUAUUACGUCUUCUAAGACCGUGCUGGUCUUUCUCAAUCUUAUUUUUUGGGCGGCGGCUGGCAUCUUAUGCUAUGUGGGGGCCUAUGUGUUCAUCACCUACGACGACUACGACCACUUCUUUGAGGAUGUUUACACACUCAUUCCAGCCGUGGUCAUCAUCGCUGUCGGGGCACUCCUUUUCAUCAUCGGUCUGAUUGGCUGUUGUGCCACCAUCCGUGAGAGCCGCUGUGGUUUGGCCACGUUUGUGAUCAUCCUGCUGCUGGUGUUUGUGACUGAGGUGGUGGUGGUGGUGCUGGGCUACAUCUAUAGAGCAAAGGUGGAGGAUGAGGUGAAUAAGUCCAUCAGGACGGUCUAUAAUGAAUACAAUGGAACCAACACUGAUGCUCCAAGCCGUGCUAUCGACUAUGUUCAAAGACAGCUUCACUGCUGCGGAAUCCACGACUACUCGGACUGGAAGUACACGCGCUGGUUCAACGAAUCGCGCAACAACAGCGUACCACUCAGCUGCUGCAAGCCCAACGUGAACAACUGCACCGGCUCCAUGCUGCGCCCAGGAGACUUGUACGCUGAGGGUUGUGAAGCGCUCGUUGUGAAGAAACUAAAAGAGAUCAUGAUGUAUGUCAUCUGGGCUGCGCUGACAUUUGCUGCCAUCCAGAUGCUGGGGAUGCUGUGUGCCUGCGUUGUGCUGUGCCGCAGGAGGCGAGACCCUGCUUACGAGCUCCUUGUCACUGGAGGAACAUAUGCAUAGAGCUGACCGACACAGACACACACACAGACACACACACAGACACUGAGAGAUAUUCACAGGCACACAUCCACACUCGCACCCCUAAGGUUUAAGAUUGUGCCUGUCAGGAUCAGCGCACAGGCUCCUAGCCCUCCGUUUCGCUUUCUCCUGCUGUUGGCAGUCAGUGAACCCACCUUUCACAAAGAUGCUCACUCUAUACACUGGUGACGGGUGCCCUAGUGACAAUACUAUUUAUUUACAUGCUGUAUGUAAGAUGAUGUUUUUAUAUUCACUACUUUUAUUUUUCUCUCUAUCUCUCUCAAGCUAAUGCUACAAGCCAAAUUCUAAAAUGGCAGUCAAACCUCCCCCACCUCUUCCAUUUUUCCGUCUUUAAGAUGAGGCAUUGACACUUAAUACUUUAAAUUAGAUUCUGUUUAUGUUGGGGGGUGGGGGGUUGUGGGGGCGGGUGUUGAUGAGAGAGCAUCAGUCUGCUCAUGUGAGGGAAGGCAGUGCUGGAGGGGAAUUAAAAUGUGGAAUUUCUGCUUUCCUCAUGCGUCAGUUUGCACUAUGUGUACGGCUUUUGGAAUAUUUUAUAAAUAUUUAAAAAAAAGAAAUGACUUCAUGUAAAUAGCCGAGACAGGGAUUUCCUCUCGUCUUGCUCGCUCAUUCUCUUCCUUUUUCCUGGUCGUUUUCGUUUAGUUGUUUUCCUCUCACAAAUCCACUCACAAUCCUAGCGAGCGUGUGUGCGCUUGUCACUACAGAGAUAAACAUGCUUGUUCUCCAGUCUUGUUUACCCAGCACGUCUGCAUCACCAGCAUUGUUCUCUUUAGGAGCUGCUGUAGGAGUGCUUUGGGUCCACGAAAGACAUUUCAGAUAUGCUCAUACUGUAUUCAUAAUCUUGUUCAGAUCUGUCUUUAAAAAACAAACUAACACUAAAUCGAACAACAAUAAUUGGAAGCAAUUUAGGGAAAUAGCUUCUUUUUUGAUUCAAACAGGCAUCUAUGGUAAUGUUGUACAUGCACUACGUAUUAUGUACUGAAAAUGUUACAUUUUAUUACUGUUCUUUUUUUUGUCCUCUUUUGCUUCUUGUGUGAAGUUGAGUAUAUUGCUAAGAUGUAGAUUUUAAAGUUGAUUUUUUGUUUUUGUUUUUCGAGAAAAAGAAAUGUAGCUCUGUAGAACAAAAACUCUAGAUGAAUGUAAAUAGAUUAAGGGGAAAAAAAACUUACUGAAAUAAAACUUGUAAAUUCCAA